CAAAUCGGUGUUUGAGUCACGUAGGCUGGAAUUUAACUUCGGUGAAUAAGUAAACUGUUAUUGUCAGCGUGCAUUUUAAUGCAUGUUGUGUUCAUGCAUUAUUGUAGGUUGCAUAUGUAAAACUAAAUUUUGCAUUGCACUCGUUAGGAAAGACACACUCGUAACUUUACAAACAGCUGACGGAUGAGACAUUGUCAACUCUGACGCUGUGUCCAAUUUCGUAACAAGUUGCGGACACAGAUUGGACACCUGACCGUGAACACGUAGUGUGAUACGCAAUUAUACCGACGCAGUAUUAGGUUAGUCACCAUGGCCGGGUCAAGACUUGUGAAUGUGAUCAAUCUAGGACGGAUGGGAUUCAUGUCUGCAUACAGUGUCCAGAAGAACUUUGUGCGUCAGAUGUUGGAUGCGGUAGCCAGUGGCCAGAAGGUCUUUGGCCAGAAUGUCCUCCUUCUUGCCGAACACAACCCAGUUUAUACCAUUGGUCUGCGUGACCACACGUAUACUGAUAGCAUGGCUAGUCAGCUCCGCUCCAAAGGGGCCGAGUUCUACAAGACUGACCGCGGCGGUCUAAUAACAUUCCAUGGCCCUGGACAGUUAGUUGUUUACCCUAUCCUCAACCUUAACGAGUUUGAACCAAGUAUGCGCUGGUAUGUUGGUGCGCUUGAAAAAACUAUGAUUAAAACAUGCAAGCAUUUUGAUCUGGAGGCCACAACCACAGACAACGUUGGUGUGUGGAUAGAAGACAGGAAAAUUGGGGCAAUUGGUGUCCAUGGUAGCAGAUUUGUGACCCACCACGGUAUCGCUCUUAAUUGUAACACUGACCUCACCUGGUUUAAACACAUUGUUCCUUGUGGCAUUGAGGGUAAAGAAGUGACAUCACUCUCCAAGGAGCUACAGCAGCCUGUACUCAUUAAGGACACUAUCAGUGCCUUCCUUCAGUCAUUUGAGCGCGAGUUUCAGUGUUCAUUCAGCUUUGCUUACAUGGAAGACUCAGACUUGGAUCUUAUAACUAAAGAACAUUUUGUCCACCAGAAGAAAAAGGUGGCCAUGCGUCCGCAGUGGUGAAGUGUAUGUAUUUUGUGUGCCUGUUGUGUGUAUGAGAAUCUCAGAAGACUAGCAAUAUGUACAUUUUACAGACAGAAUGUUGAUGAAGUGUUUUAUUGAGAGGUAUAUUCUCUGUAAAUCCUUAGUAAAAGGAUUUUUGUGCUUUGUACAGAUGGUCUUUAAGAAGUACGCUCUUUGAAUGGUUUUUCCAUGUGAAUUAUAUGAUCAUGGGUCUUUGGGCGACUUCAUGUUGAAAGACAUAUUUAAUAAAAAGUUGCUAUAAUGAUAAAAGUACUGUAAAAUUAUUUAUUUUUGUGAGGCUUAAUUUUCAUGGGUUUUUUUUACAAAAAAGCAUUUUCAUUGCUCACUUAAACCACUAGUGCUAAAAUUUCAUGUCAGUGGUCUAUUCAUAAUUUUGUGGGUUAUGAGAUUCCCAGAAAAUAAAUGAAAAUUAAAAUCUCAUGAUAAUAAGUGGUUUUACAGUAUGUUUAUAGUUGGUACUCUUGAAUUGAGAUUUGUAGUCUCCAGAGGUAUGUUUACAUGUUUUCUAAACAGGUUAACCUUUAUCGGAGAUGCAAUACUAAUCGUUUACAUCCUAUAUUCAGUAAGUAACAAUAGUCACUAGAAAGAUGCCUAUUUUGUAUUUUAUUAAUUGUGGUUUGUUGCAGAAAUAUUUGAUUGGUUUAAAAAAAAAAUUGAUAAGCGGUUCUUCUCUUGAAACAAUUACUUCUAAUAUUUGUCACAUUUAGUGAUAUUACACGCAUACUCUUCACAUUCACCAAAGAUUUCAUUUUACCUCGGGAGAAAAAAGAAAAUCUUUGCUCAGCGUUAAAUUCACUUCAAAUACAAAAACUUAGGUUAGCUUCCCAUUUAUUUCCAUCCUGUUUCAAAGUGGGCAAAAGUGCUAAAAAAAAUUGGCGUAAGUUCCCAUUAACAGGACAAUAAUUGUGUCCACAUGGUUGUAGACUUGGUACUUUGAUAAUGACAGAGAAUGUUGAACUUCUGUGUUCAUUCAGCCUAGAGAUACAAAAAUCUUUAAAAUUUUUUGGCAUGGUGUGCUAAAGGUCAGGGUCAGAGUUGCAAAAGAUGAAUGCUGGUUUGCACCCCAGGAUGCUUAGGUAAGAACGCUGGGUCACAAAAGUUCAAAUCUGGUGUUUAAUGGAUUACUAAAAAUAGAUUUUAAGAUGCAUGUUGUUAAUUUGUUGAGAAUCAGAUUAUACAGAAAGGUGAAUUAAGGUGUGACCUGAUGAUGCUUGAGUUAAGAGAUGCUGAAAUUGUGAUAAUUCAAUUUCUCUGUUGAACAUACAAUUUUCUAAUGGAAAAGAUUUGUUUUGAAUUAUUCUCUAGUAAGCUUAGCAAUUUUAAACUGAUACUAGUUGCAUCAUCACUCUUAAUGUGAUAGUUAUAGAUGUUUUGCCUUCUCGGGUACUUUUGGUGCAUGUAAUUGUGUGAUAUACAGUACAUGGUUAAAUUUUAGAAACCAUUUAGCUACAUUCAUGGAUACUGCCAAGUAUAAAUAUUCCAUGAACUACUGUUAGCUAAGUGAAAUAUCACUGCCAUAAUACAACAACUCUCCAUAUUGUUAUUUCAUAUUUCUUAAACAGGUCCUUAUUCUUUCACCCUGGACAGUUGUAUCAACACUUGUUUACUGGUGUGAAAUGACCUUGUUUCACUCUUAAGAGUUAGGACAAGGACUCACCUUCCAUGUCUGUGACAUCACAACAUGCAACAUGCAAAGCAUUGGAACGACAAAGACACAAAUGUAAGAAGGCCAGCAGAGAGAAGGAAAACAUUUUUGUUCAAUUGUUUGGGAAAUAAUUAAGAUAUUUACCUGUGUGGAGGUAAGAGAGCAGAUCUUAAUCUGAGGGGAAAUAUGUUUGAGGAAACAUGUUGCUUGUCGAGUCUUUGCAAUUUAAUCACCUUUCCCAAGGGGUUGAGAUCCCUCUCUCUCACCAACAACAGAGUGAAUGGUUAUAUUUAGCCCACUAUCGUCAGAUAUAGGAUUUCCUUGUUUUAAGAUGAAUGACAGGAAUAGAGAAAAAAGGAAAAGGGGAGAAUAGAUUUGUCUUGCAUAGGACCAAUAAAAAUGUUUCAGUAGUGGAAGCUAAGAUCUCUCUAGGAUGUCUUGUUCUCGUACCCUUCUGGCCUCAUUUGAUAGAAUGUUUGUGUUUUUGUUGUCCCAGUCAUUAGCAUCGUUAAUGAGCUGUCAUAGACGUGGAAGGGUCAUUGAAUUUUAGACAUGCAUUGUUACUUUGAUAUCAUAUCAUUGUCCUGACUGGGGAAUCCCCUGUCAUAUCAUUGUCCUGACUGGGGAAUCCCCUGUCAUAUCAUUGUCCUGACUGGGGAAUUCCCUGUCAUAUAAUUGUCCUGACUGGGGAAUUCCCUGUCAUAUCAUUGUCCUGACUGGGGAAUUCCCUGUCAUAUCAUUGUCCUGACUGGGGAAUACCCUGUCAUAUAUUUGUCUUGACUGGGGAAUCCCCUGUCUCAACCCAAGUGUGAGAUAAGAAAUCUCACACCAAUGAAAAGGAAGGAUAUUCCUGUCCAGGGUAAGAGAAAGGAGGAUCUCAACCUUCAUGGGAAAGAUCAACGAGUUUCAAAAUUUGACAAGAAUCAUGUUUUAACAGCUUGAUGAUUAAUCUUCCCCAUCAUGUUGUCAUGUUUUAUCCACCCCCUCCCCCCCACCACCACCAUCCCACCUCACCCCUCCCACCCCACCCCGCCCAACCCCUCACCAAGGGAGUGGUAGAUCCUAUUAGUAGUCCCUCCAUCAAAUAACAGUACUAUUGUGCUAUCAAUAAGAGAUUUUUUUUCUCCCAAUUGAAGUCUUUUCCAGAAAUUUUCUAGUUUCUUUACAUUACAUUGCAUUCAUACAAUGUUUCUCUUCUUUGAAUAUCAUUCAUUAAUGAACAAAUGUUAAGAUAAUUUAAACAUGGAUGUCCCACACCCACAGAGAACAAUGAAGUAAAUACAUGUAUGUAUAAACAGGAACUGAUUGUUUUGAUCCAUGCCACUAUCUGGUGCGAAAUGAAAUUAUUUUGGUAGAUCGGCUGAUGUUCCUUAUAUUUUAGUAUAAUUGAGAAGUAUGGAAGACAAUUUAUUUAAACUCAAUUUUGGUAGUACAUACACAUUUCCUUUAAGAAUUGGUAUAUUUUGUGUAAUAUGUUCUUGCAGAUUAUCAGAACUUUGCUGUGGUCACAGAAACGUUAGUUCUUCUAUCACAAAAAUGCAUGCGAUAAUAUGAAAUAGUAAUAAAAAAAAUACAUUAAACA
Messenger RNA from Ylistrum balloti, 4316 nucleotides. RefSeq names its product putative lipoyltransferase 2, mitochondrial. The coding region runs from base 310 to 1068 and encodes 252 amino acids. Gene Ontology annotation, molecular function: lipoyl(octanoyl) transferase activity. NCBI's taxonomy places the organism in Eukaryota, Metazoa, Mollusca, Bivalvia, Pectinida, Pectinidae. The transcript is spliced from 3 exons. Gene Ontology annotation, cellular component: mitochondrion. The record is from RefSeq and is a predicted model, not a curated record. Gene Ontology annotation, biological process: protein lipoylation.